Messenger RNA from Leptomonas pyrrhocoris, 1510 nucleotides. RefSeq lists its product as hypothetical. NCBI's taxonomy places the organism in Eukaryota, Euglenozoa, Kinetoplastea, Trypanosomatida, Trypanosomatidae. The record is from RefSeq and is a predicted model, not a curated record. The transcript has a single exon. The coding region runs from base 86 to 1510 and encodes 474 amino acids.
GCUGUAUCGCAGAUAGGGAGAAAAGUAAGCGCAUAUUUCCUCUAUUAGGUUUUUAUUUGUGUACCGAAGUCUGUUGCGAAGCGAAAUGUCGGAUACAACAGCCCCAGCUAUCGAAGUACCAGUCCCAUUUGACGAAUCUGUCAGCGCUGAAAAAGGAGGCGACAAGGCAGCAAUGGCAGACACAGUCGACUUGGACGGUGUCGUCUCGAACGAAAUCGGCGGCGACGAAGCCAAGAGCGUGUUGACUCAAGACGCAGGAAGAAAUGCCGCGUUGGUAGAAACACACUCCGACGGCACAGCCGAUGCCAAUGUGCCUCCCGCAUCUGCAGAUGCCACCGCACCAGCAUCGGAAGACCUGCCGCCGGCAAAAGUCAAUGAUGCGCCAACGAUCUCUGCGCACGAUGUGGGCACUGCUUCUGCGGCUGUACAAGCUGAAUUAAACGAUAUCGAAGGCACGAAAAGGAUUCAGGGCGAUGGAGAAGCGAAAGGAACGGAAGAAAAUAAAGUAGAAGCACCACAAAACGCUGACGUGAAAGAAAACUGUGCUGCCGACGUGCCGAAGGAAGGAGCCACGGAGGACGCGAAAGGGGAACUCACAAGUCCUAACUCUCUCCCUAAACAGAAGGCGUCUUUCAACAUCGAUGCGAAGCCGUUUUCUCCCGGGACGCUUGCCGAUCCAGCGAUGCAGCGAACGUUAGUUAGCGACCCCAAUGGACUCUCCAUCAAGGUAGGACAAUGGGGAAACCAACCAUUUGUACCGAUGCCGCACAUUUCUCCUGUUGCCCCUGUUAGUGUCGGCCAAGUUCCAUUCGCAGUACCCGGUGCCACGCAACCGCCGUCUGUGCGUAAGGAAGGGCCGGGUGUAAAGGAAUCGCUUUCUGCGUUCGCCAAGCCAUGGAGUCCUCAUCCAGAGGUGACAGUCGCUCCCAUUCCACCGCCGGAAAACGAAGUAGCCAUUCAUCCUGGCUCGUGGACGGUCGCCAAUGUGGAAGGAAAGGAUAUCCAAACGCCGUCUCCCAUGGUGCCCAAAGACAUGAGCAGCAACUCGUACGCUCAUUCUUAUUCCAUUCAUCCUAAAGGGUUGAAAAAUGUUGAGUUGGAAUUAUUCAACUAUGUGUGUGGAAGGUGCCCUCUCAAAACACUGUAUGGUCGACUUUCUUCACGUCAACCAGACGUAACAAUGCGAAAUGUUGCCAUGGAUGUUCCUCCCUUGUGCGUUUCACACCUCAUUGAACAAGUAACAAAAGCGAAAGUCACAGCUCUGUGUGUGAACGAAAUGGAAGGCUCACACUAUGACAUCUGGCUGGACAAGCCGAAUAUGGCUCCUGUUCUGUUGGAGUCAAUGUCUGAUUGUGUUUGGACAUGCCCAAUGUUUCACGGAUUUGCUGUUGUAGGGAAGGGCGAGGAAGGGAAAAAAUAUCUCCGAAACUAUGUUGAAAGAUUAAAUGAUUCACGUCCGGAAGGCUCAAAUGUGUGCAAGGUAGCGUUGGUGGAAGUUAAAGAGCACUAG